UCGCUGUUUUGGCACUACACCCCGCCUCCGUUUCGUCUGCUCGGAGCUACUGCAUGCCGCUUUGGAAUGGCAGGAGCUGGCUCUGGGGUGCCCUUCCACUGGCACGGGCCUGGGUUUGAGGUGAUCUACGGCCGCAAGCGCUGGUUCCUCUACCCUGAGAAGACACCUGAGUUCCAUCCCAACAAGCCCACCCUGGCCUGGCUGCGGGACCUGGCCCGGUCCGCACGGCCCCUGGAGUGCACAGUCCAGGCUGGUGAGGUGCUGUAUUUCCCUGGCCGCUGGUGGCUCGAAACGCUCAACCUUGACACCAGCGUCUUCAUCUCUACCUUCCUUGGCCAGCCAGGACAGACCGCGGCCAGCCCACGACACCAGCACGUGUCCACGUAGUGCUUACAGAUUUUAU
Messenger RNA from Dipodomys ordii (Ord's kangaroo rat), 403 nucleotides. RefSeq names its product jumonji domain containing 8 (gene Jmjd8). Lineage: Eukaryota; Metazoa; Chordata; Mammalia; Rodentia; Heteromyidae. The record is from RefSeq and is a predicted model, not a curated record. Gene Ontology annotation, cellular component: cytoplasm.